ACUGAAUUAAAAGCUUCAUCACAUUCAUCCCAGUUAGCGGCUACUACCAUUAAAUCAAAAGAUUUCCAACAUUUUUUUUAUUACAUGUAAGUCCCUAAAAAUCGCAAAAAGUCACACCGUCAAAAUGCUCGGCGUUUCAACCUUUCACUCACCGUCGCCGUCGUUGAAACCGCCGUCGCAUUCAACCAUUACUCGUCUGAACCCUAAACUUCCACUCUCUUUCUCGAUUUCCCCAAAUUCGAAUCGCUUCUCCACCGCCAAACCUCUCAUCAUUCGCGCCAUCGACGCCGCACAAUCAUUCGACUACGAAUCCAAAGCCGCACUUCAAUUCCAAAACGCUCAAAAGCUCAAAAUUGCUAUAAUCGGUUUCGGCAACUUCGGUCAGUUUCUCGCGGCCACCUUCGUCCGUCAAGGCCACACCGUCUUAGCUCAUUCCCGCUCCGAUUACUCCGCUGUCGCUCAAUCUCUCGGCGUCAAAUUCUUUCCUAACGCCGAUGAUCUCUGUGAAGAACACCCCGAAGUUAUUCUCCUUUGUACUUCGAUAAUUUCAACUCAUAAUGUUCUCCUUUCUCUUCCAUUUCAGCGGCUCAAACGCAGUACAUUGAUCGUCGAUGUACUUUCCGUCAAGGAAUUUCCCAAAAGCCUUCUUCUCGAAUUGUUGCCGAACGAUUUCGAUAUCAUUUGUUCACAUCCUAUGUUUGGACCUGAGAGUGCAAGCCGUAGCUGGAGUGGACUUCCCUUUGUUUACGAGAAAGUUCGAAUUGGGGACGAAGAGCAUAGGGUUGCGAGGUCUGAGAAGUUUCUUGAUGUGUUUGGAAGAGAAGGGUGUAGAAUGGUGGAGAUGAGCUGUGCUGAUCAUGAUAGGUAUGCAGCAGGGUCACAGUUUAUAACACAUACUGUUGGUAGGGUUUUGGAUAUGUUGUUGUUGGAAUCUACUCCUAUUAAUACGAAAGGGUAUGAAUCGUUGUUGAAUUUGGUUCAGAAUACUUCUGGGGAUAGCUUUGAUCUAUACUAUGGUCUCUUUAUGUUUAAUAAGAACUCUUUGGAGAUGUUGGAGAGGUUGGAUUUGGCUUUUGAGGACUUGCGGAAACAGCUGUUUGCUCGUUUGCACCAUGUUGUGAGGAGUCAGUUGUUUGAGAAUGUUGGAAAGGUCCAGAAUUUACAAGAUAGCAACAAUUAUGCAGUGGCCAAGUAUGGCCAAAAUGGAUCUGCAAUUGUGUUGUCCUCCAACAAUCAGAGAUCUGCUGAUGCCAAACUACAUGGUUAUUACAAGUCAAAUGGUUCUUUCCUGUCUGAUGACAGCACAAAGCUCAAGAUCGCGAUCAUUGGUUUUGGAAACUUUGGUCAAUUCCUUGCAAAAACUUUUGUACGUCAAGGCCAUAAAGUGUUAGCAUACUCUAGAACAGACUACUCUGAUGUGGCUCAGGAUUUGGGAGUUUCCUAUUUUAAUGAUGCAGAUGAUCUCUGUGAACAACAUCCAGAAGUGAUUUUACUUUGCACUUCAAUCCUUUCAACAGAGAAAGUUCUUAAGUCAUUGCCUGUGCAGAGGUUGAAGAGAAAUACUUUGUUUGUUGAUGUACUUUCUGUCAAAGAAUUUCCUAGAAACAUCUUUCUUCAACAUUUGCCACCUUAUUUCGACGUUCUCUGUACUCACCCUAUGUUUGGGCCAGAGAGUGGGAAAAAUGGGUGGAAGGGCCUUCCUUUUCUAUUUGAUAAAGUCAGAGUUGGAAAAGUGGAAUCUAGAAUGUCGCGUUGUGAUCGGUUUCUUGACAUUUUUUCCAAAGAAGGGUGCCGAAUGGUUGAAAUGUCAUGUGCCGAACAUGAUUGGCAUGCCGCUGGAUCACAGUUUGUCACACAUACCACAGGAAGAGUUUUAGAAAAACUGAAGCUGGAGGCAACACCAAUAGACACAAAGGGAUAUGAGACUUUAUUGAGUUUGGUGGAGAAUACUGCUGGUGAUAGCUUUGACCUGUACUAUGGGUUGUUCUUGUAUAAUAUAAAUGCAAUGGAGCAACUGCAAAGAUUUGAUCUGGCUUUUGAGUCAUUGAAGAAGCAGCUUUUUGACCGUUUGCAUGGUAUUUAUCGUAAACAAGUAUUUCAAAAUGAAGAAAAUAUCCGUGAUUUUCCAGAGAGGUCUAUGUUGCCUGAGAUAUCAGAAGACAGUAGUGCUGUAUCAUCUUUUACAGAUACCGUGGAUGCCAAAUGAAAUUGACAUCCAAGGUUUACUUGUAGUUGGUAAUUGUUUGUAGGCCUAGCUUAUUCUCUUUGUAUUUCUUUAAUAAGUUUGUUAGUUUAUAAAAUUUCACAUCCAAUCUUUCUAAAAGCUCUGGACUGAGAUGAAAACAAAAAAUGAUUCUUCAGUUUGGAUGCUCGUCUUAAAUUCUUAGAUGUCAUAGCUUUCCUAUAAUUUUAGGCUUCUUUGCAUUUUUACCUAGCUGGAUUGACACUUUCUGGAGCUCACCCACUCAUAUUUUGUGUGCCAUUCUUAUUUAUGGUAUUGAAUGUUGGCUUGAGAAAUGUUAAUCCGAAGAGAGAUAUUUAACGAGUGUCAUCGGUUUUGAAUAUGUACAAUUCAGAUUUAUGAUAUUUACCUCGAUUGUUGUCUAGCUACUAUUUGAUUAAUGGCUACUGUUUAUUACUGUUC
Messenger RNA from Vicia villosa (hairy vetch), 2644 nucleotides. RefSeq names its product arogenate dehydrogenase 1, chloroplastic-like. Lineage: Eukaryota; Viridiplantae; Streptophyta; Magnoliopsida; Fabales; Fabaceae. The record is from RefSeq and is a predicted model, not a curated record. Gene Ontology annotation, molecular function: arogenate dehydrogenase (NADP+) activity; prephenate dehydrogenase (NAD+) activity; prephenate dehydrogenase (NADP+) activity. The coding region runs from base 125 to 2206 and encodes 693 amino acids. The transcript is spliced from 2 exons. Gene Ontology annotation, biological process: L-tyrosine biosynthetic process.